Neocloeon triangulifer is the source of this 2341-nucleotide messenger RNA. RefSeq names its product TWiK family of potassium channels protein 18 (gene sand). The transcript is spliced from 5 exons. Bases 302 to 1432 code for a protein of 376 amino acids. Gene Ontology annotation, molecular function: potassium ion leak channel activity. Gene Ontology annotation, cellular component: membrane. The record is from RefSeq and is a predicted model, not a curated record. NCBI's taxonomy places the organism in Eukaryota, Metazoa, Arthropoda, Insecta, Ephemeroptera, Baetidae. Gene Ontology annotation, biological process: potassium ion transmembrane transport; stabilization of membrane potential.
CUCGACCAGUGCGUUUGCCUCCGAAACGAGCGCCGCGUGUGCCCUCGAUUCUUCUCUCUGCGCCUCACCUGUGGGCCUCGCUCGGCCAAAUUGCUGGACUGAGCCGCACAGCUGCUCGCAGCUCGCCCCCGGGGCAACAGGUGCCGAUGCAACCGGGGGUGGCAGAUCUGGCUCACCUAUGAAGCAGAAUGGAGAGAUGUGUGACUCGUGCGGACACCCGGCCCGUCCCGCCGCCUGAGGACACUCUUGCGGUGCCCCAGGUCACGGUCAAUAUUAUGAGACGGUCCAGGCCGCGCUUGGCAUGGAGCGAAAACGGUCCUCGAGGCACAGACAGCGGUACCGGAAGCGCAAGACCACCUGCGACAAGAUCAAGGACUUCAUCCGCGAGUUCAUCGCGUUCAUGUUCAGCAAUGUUGGAAUUAUUGGCUUGGUCGUUGGCUACACCAUCUGCGGCGCCUUCAUGUUCCAGGCCAUUGAGGGCAACGAGGCCUCAGACGAUAGACAGGAGGCAAUCGAGGACAUCCAUGCGGCACGAAACAAGACCAGGGACAAGCUUUGGGAAAUUACGCAGAAGUUCAACGUGUUGGAGGAGGAUGAGUGGCGCCUGCAGGCCGCUAAUGAGAUCUACAAAUUCCAGCUGGAGGUGAUAGAGGCCAUCAACAAGGGUUAUGACGGCGUGGACAACGUCCAAGACCUCUCGGACACGUCUCAGUGGUCCUUCUCAGGCGCGUUCCUCUACUCGCUCACCGUCAUCACAACAAUUGGAUAUGGAAACGUGGCGCCGAAGACCGAAUGGGGCAAAGUGGCGACCAUCUUCUACGCCAUCAUCGGCAUGCCGCUCUUCCUGCUCUAUCUGUCCAACAUCGGCGACAUCCUUGCCAAGAGCUUCAAGUGGUCGUACGCCAAGUGCUGUCUGUGCCGGGGCUGCGGCAACCGGGAGGACAGCAGGUCGGUGUCGCCGGAAAACUCGGUCGCCGUGCAAGUGCCCGAGAUCAUCGACGAGACGGACGAGCAGUACGAGGAGUCCAACGUCGAGUCUUCCUUAGGGCAGAGCGUCAAGGAUGACACGAUUACCGUCCCCGUGACAUUGUGCCUGGCCAUUAUGGUGGGCUACGUGUGCGGCGGUGCGAUCCUUUUUUCCGAGUGGGAGGACUGGGACUUCCUGGACGGCUCGUACUUCUGCUUCAUCAGCCUGAGCACGAUCGGCUUCGGCGACAUCGUGCCCGGCGACCAGAUCUACGCCUCCAAAGGACUGGACAUGAGUUUCAUUUUCUGCUCCAUGUACCUGAUGCUGGGCAUGGCCAUCAUCGCCAUGUGCUUCAACCUGAUGCAGGAGGAGGUCAUCCACAAGUUCCGCUCGUGCGCCAAGGCCAUUCGCAACUGCUGCUCGUGCAGCGGCGACGACGACGUCGACGCCGCCCCCGUCGAGUAGUUGCAAAAUUCAUUUGCAUACCACUUCGCGCCACGUGUUUAGAAUCCCAUUUAAUUUUUUUGUUCAAAGGUAUUUACUUGCAUUUCUUUGAAUUUUUCACUUCACUCAUCGUGCUGCGGUUUCUUUACAACUUUUGACCGAGAUUCAUAUUAUUUUGCUUACAGAGGGGCUGGAUAUUUUCAAAGAAUCAAAAUUUCUUGGUUUAGAUCUUUGUGCAAAAAUUCAAUUUUGUCAUAAAAAAUUAUUUUUGGGCAAUACAGAAAAAUAAAUUUGCCCAAAGGUCAUUUUCUGAAACAUGUUUGAAUCUGUACGCUUCAGGAUCUAAACUAUGAAAUUUUAAUUUUUAUAAGUUUCCAACGUCUUUUGAAAGCAUUUUGAGACUUCAGUGGAAAAGCGAGUGGUUCGAAUAUUAAGUUUUGCGUGUUCUGCGAAGAGGAAAGUGGCGAAAGUUAAACCAAAAGACAAAUCAAAGUUCUCUGCCAAAAGUUUCGCGAUUUAAAUUUAAUUUAUAGAAAGUGCUGCGAAACAAAUUAGACUAAUUCUGCGCAGAUUUUUGUGUCUCUCUCGUUUCGUGGUGUGCGAUGAUGAUUCUAGGACUUUUAUUGAUUUUGCAAAGUUCCUGAAACUUUUUUAACAUGUACAGAGUUAAGACACGAUUCCCUGAGGAUGCCAAUUAAUUUGCUGCGGCGACGAAAGAUGCGGAGAACUCGUUGUUCGGUGCCGCGUGCAGCCAAGAGAGAAAACUGACAGUCGAUAUUAUAGAGACUUUGGAGUGGAAUUUUUUCAGCUCACGGGUCGGUUGCUUUUGGGGAAUUCAGAAGCUUCAUAAAGACACACGCUCUGCAUUAUUUAUACACAAGCGCGACGACAAAACCAAUGGAAUAAAAAGUUUUUUAAGCUCUCUGUCUA